Miscanthus lutarioriparius is the source of this 792-nucleotide messenger RNA. The record is from the annotation of a GenBank genome assembly. Lineage: Eukaryota; Viridiplantae; Streptophyta; Magnoliopsida; Poales; Poaceae.
AUGGCGCGGUGGCGGGCACGGCGCCUGCUGCCUCUGGUCACCUUCGUCACACUCGGCAUGAUCCUUGGAUCUUUGCUUCAGUUAGCAUUUCUCCAUCGACUAGAUGGCUAUUCACUGCACGCAGAUAGUGAUCCAGAGGCUGGUCUUCUUCGCCUUGGAUAUGUGAAGCCUGAAGUUAUCAGCUGGAUGCCAAGGAUAAUUGUUUUCCACAAUUUUCUUAGUUCAGAGGAGUGUGAUUACCUAAUGGCAAUUGCUAGACCAAGACUGCAAAUGUCCACUGUAGUGGAUGUUGCAACUGGAAAGGGUGUAAAAAGUGAUGUUCGGACGAGUUCUGGUAUGUUUGUGAAUUCUGAAGAAAGAAAAUCUCCAGUCAUUCAGGCUAUAGAGAAGCGAAUAUCUGUGUUCUCUCAAAUACCUAAAGAAAAUGGGGAGCUCAUUCAAGUAUUGAGGUAUGAAGCUAGUCAGUAUUAUAGACCACAUCAUGAUUACUUUUCUGACACUUUUAACCUGAAGCGUGGAGGGCAGCGUGUUGCUACAAUGCUUAUGUAUUUGACAGAUGGUGUUGAAGGUGGUGAAACUCACUUUCUGCAGGCAGGAGAUGGAGAGUGCAGCUGUGGAGGAAACGUGGUCAAAGGAUUGUGUGUUAAGCCAAACAAAGGGGACGCUGUUCUCUUUUGGAGCAUGGGAUUGGAUGGUAAUACAGACCCAAACAGUAUCCACAGCGGGUGCCCUGUUCUGAAAGGAGAGAAAUGGUCUGCGACGAAAUGGAUGAGGCAGAAGAUGACUUUCUGA